CUCCACCCCCCGGCUGCCCGGCUGCCCGGCGCUUCCGGGUCGGCUCCAGGGUGGGCUGCGCGCCGAGAGCCGCGAUGGGGUCUCCGGGUUCCCGCGCGCCGCUGGACCAGCUUUCCCGAAGGAUGGGGCAGAAAAAGCAGCGACUGUUGACGGCAAAGCGGCAUCAGGCCCCACCCGAUGGGGCCCAAAUAUCUUCCUCCAUGGAGCCCCGAAUGGCGCCGCCCACGACCCCAGGCCCCCAGCGCAGCAUCUAUUUCUCAAGCCUAAAGGGCCACCCUGCUCGCCUGGGAUCCGAGUUUUUUGACCAGCCCGCAGUCCCCCUGGCCCGGGCAUUUCUGGGACAGGUCUUGGUGCGACGCUUGGGGGACGGCACCGAGCUCCGUGGGCGCAUCGUGGAGACGGAGGCGUACCUGGGGCCGGAGGACCAGGCCGCCCACUCGAGGGGGGGCCGGCGGACGCCUCGCAACCGCGGCAUGUUCAUGAGGCCGGGCACCCUGUACGUGUACCUCAUCUAUGGCAUGUACUUCUGCAUGAACGUCUCCAGCCGAGGCGACGGGGCGUGUGUCUUACUGCGAGCGCUGGAGCCCCUGGGGGGCCUGGAGGCCAUGCGGCAGCUACGCCACACUGUUCGCAAAGGCGCUGCCAGCCGAGCCCUCAAAGACCGGGAGCUCUGCAGUGGCCCCUCCAAGCUGUGCCAGGCCCUGGCCAUUGACAAGAGCUUCGACCAGCGGGACCUGGCCACGGAUGAGGCUGUGUGGCUGGAGCGGGGCCCCUCAGGGUCUGGUGAGCCAGCUGUGGUGGCAGCAGCCCGCGUGGGCAUAGGCCACACAGGAGAGUGGGCCCAGAAGCCCCUGCGCUUCUACAUCCAGGGCAGCCCCUGGGUCAGCGUGGUGGACAGAGCGGCGGAGCGGGAUGCGCAGGCUGGGCACAGACCUGCUUAUGAGGACUUUUAAUUGUUCAGAAACGAAAUAAAUGCUGUGCUUCUAGAAAA
Molecule: messenger RNA, 991 nt
Organism: Phacochoerus africanus (Common warthog)
Lineage: Eukaryota; Metazoa; Chordata; Mammalia; Artiodactyla; Suidae
Gene: MPG
Product: N-methylpurine DNA glycosylase
Exons: 4
Coding region: 75-953 (292 amino acids)
Biological process (GO): base-excision repair
Molecular function (GO): DNA binding; alkylbase DNA N-glycosylase activity
Source: RefSeq, a predicted model, not a curated record